Messenger RNA from Zychaea mexicana, 609 nucleotides. RefSeq names its product glycogenin-like protein. Gene Ontology annotation, molecular function: glycosyltransferase activity. The transcript is spliced from 2 exons. Gene Ontology annotation, cellular component: cytoplasm. Lineage: Eukaryota; Fungi; Mucoromycota; Mucoromycetes; Mucorales; Lichtheimiaceae. The coding region runs from base 1 to 609 and encodes 202 amino acids. The record is from RefSeq and is a predicted model, not a curated record.
AUGACUAAAGAAGCAGCAGAAAAAAAAGAGGCUUAUGUAACCUUGGUUGCCACUGAUUCCUAUGUCCCAGGUGCACUUGUGCUCGCUCAUCGCUUACGCGAUCUCGGCACAGUCAAACACCUCGCGUGUCUGGUCACACCAAUCGUGUCCUCACAAGCUCGAGCAUUACUAGUACCACGGUUUCAUCACCUAAUCUCGGUGGACAGUAUGCAUUCCACGACGCCCGCCAACUUGUUAUUGUUGGGUCGUCCAGACUUGGCCGUGACGCUCACAAAACUACACGUGUUUCGGCUGGCCCACUUGUUUACAAAGAUCGUCUUUCUUGACGCAGACACGUAUCCGGUCAAGUUGAUAGACGAGUUGUUCGAGAGACCAUCAUUUUCGGCUGCUCCAGACGUGGGAUGGCCGGAUUGUUUCAAUUCAGGCGUGUUUGUGGUCCAGCCGUCCGAUUCGGUAUAUGCGGAUUUGAUACAAUUGGCAGCGGAAAAGGGAUCGUUUGAUGGUGGCGAUCAAGGUCUCCUCAACACAUACUUUGCUAGUUGGCCAGAAACGUCUGCACAUCGAUUGCCGUUUACAUACAAUACGACACCUUCAGCUGCUUACAGGUAA